Neolamprologus brichardi is the source of this 2634-nucleotide messenger RNA. The record is from RefSeq and is a predicted model, not a curated record. NCBI's taxonomy places the organism in Eukaryota, Metazoa, Chordata, Actinopteri, Cichliformes, Cichlidae.
UUGGUUCCAUGUGUCAGCUGAUGCGACUCUCUUUAACUCCGCCCUCUCGGUUCGAGCAGGGACAGCGAAUCAAACAUAUCGGGAGGGGGGGAGUCGCAACAGCAGCAGCAGGAGAAGGAGGAGGAGAUCCUCAACUUGGCUCUCCGGAGUCGGUCCCCCCCUCCUGACGCGGUGCAGUCUUGAGCUGUCCACCGGACCGGUAUGCACUAUCCGCGGAGGAGGAGGAAGUGAGCCGAGCCGACCGUGAAAGAUGCAGACUGAGGACAUGGAGGUACCUAUCAUUAAUAACCUUAACGAUAACGGCGACAGACAGAGGCCGAAAGGGAAAGAUGUGUUCAAGGAUCAGCAGAAGGAGUCAGAGAGCUCCAUGGAGUCUCCAAACCUGGAGUUUGAGUACGGAGACACGGACACACUGACUGCUGAGCUCUCUGAGCUCUACAGUUACACAGAAGAGCCAGAGUUUGCCCUCAACAGAGACUACUUCGAGGAGGACUUCAGAAGCCAUGCUCGAGGCAGGCGGUGGAUCGAGCUGACGGUGGAGGAGCAGAGGGCGUAUGUAAUGAGGCUGCUGGACGCGCUGGAGGUGACGGACAGGGACAAGAGGCUGAAGGUGGCCAGGGCCAUCCUCUACCUGGCUCAGGGAGUGUUUGAUGAGUGUGACACAGAGGUGGAUGUCCUCCACUGGUCCAGGCACAACAUUUUCCUGCUGUACGACAUGGGCAUCUUCACAGCACUGCUGGAGCUGCUUAGCAUGGAGAUAGACAACAGCCAGGCGUGCAGCAGUGCCGUGAGGAAGCCUGCCAUCUCUCUUGCAGACAGCACAGAGCUCAGAGUCUUACUGAGCAUCAUGUACUUGAUGGUGGAAACCAUUAGAGUGCAAACAGAAGACGACCGACCUGAGUGGAUAGCAGCCAGAGAGGCCUUCAAGAAUGAGCUCGCUUCUCCUCUUUACAACGGAGAGCCCUUUGCUCUACUGCUUUUCACCAUGGUGACCAAGUUCUGCAGCAUGAACGCGCCACACUUCCCCAUGAAGAAAGUACUACUGCUGCUGUGGAAAACAAUACUGUUUACUUUGGGAGGUUUUGAGGAGCUCCAGGAGAUGAAGGUGCGACACCGGGAGCGUCUCAACCUGCCCCCACUGCCAGAGGACAGCAUCAAGGUGGUCAGGGCCAUGAGAGCGGCCUCGCCCCCGGCCUCCGCCAUGGAGCUCAUCGAACAGCAACAGCAGCAGAAGAGAGGCCGCCGCAGCCGCAGGAGUGCCUUUGUUGAUAGCUUGGAAGGAGACAGUCCUUUUCCCAAGAAGCAGCCCCUGGUCAAGCAGGACAGCUUGGACACGUACAACGAGCGAGACCCCUUUAAGAACGACGACGCCCGGGACGAAGAGGAGGACCCUGAGGACACGGACAGCGGUAUUGAGGGUGAGGUGGACCCUCUGGACCGCGACGUCAUCAUCCAACCGCCACCACCGCCACCUCCUCUGAGACCACCGACAGAGAGGGUCAACUUCCCCAAAGGUCUUCCUUGGGCCCCUAAAGUCAGGGAGAAAGACAUCGAGCACUUCCUCGAGACGAGUAGGAACAAGUUCAUCGGUUUUACUCUGGGGAAUGACACAGAAACCCUGGUGGGCUUACCCAGACCCAUCCAUGAGAGUGUCAAGACUCUUAAACAGCAUAAGUACAUGUCCAUUGCUGAAGUGCAGAUCAAAAGGGAAGAGGAGCUGCAGCAGUGUCCACUGACUCUGGGUGAAGAGGAAGUGGAGGACACAGCAGCAGAGAUGCUGUACCUGGGAAUGCUUCCCAACCUGUCACAGUAUGUGAUUGCCCUCCUGAAGCUACUGCUCGCUGCAGCUCCGACCUCCAAAGCCAAAACGGACUCCAUCAACAUCCUGGCUGAUGUGCUGCCUGAGGAGAUGCCUAUCACCGUCCUGCAGAGCAUGAAGCUGGGAAUCGAUGUUAACCGACACAAGGAAAUCAUCGUCAAGGCCAUCUCUGCUCUGCUGCUCCUGCUCCUCAAGCACUUCAAACUCAACCAUAUCUAUCAGUUUGAGAUUGUCUCCCAGCACUUGGUGUUUGCCAACUGUAUCCCACUCAUCCUCAAGUUCUUUAACCAGAACAUCAUGUCUUACAUCAGUGCCAAAAACAGUAUAUGUGUGCUGGACUUUCCCCAUUGUGUGGUCCAUGAGAUGCCUGAGCUUACAGCUGAGAGCCUGGAAGCCGGAGACAGCAGUCAGUUCUGCUGGAGGAAUCUGUUUUCCUGCAUUAAUCUGUUGAGAAUCCUGAACAAGCUGACCAAGUGGAAACACUCGAGGACCAUGAUGCUGGUUGUUUUCAAGUCUGCCCCCAUCUUGAAGAGGGCUUUGAAGGUGAAGCAGGCCAUGAUGCAGCUCUAUGUUCUCAAACUGCUCAAGAUUCAGACCAAGUACCUGGGCCGCCAGUGGAGGAAGAGCAACAUGAAGACCAUGUCGGCGAUCUACCAGAAGGUCCGGCACAGGCUCAAUGAUGACUGGGCCUAUGGAAACGGUAAAUAGCAGCUGGCAGAAGCAGUAUGCGGGGAUUUGUUGAAACAGGGAUUUUCUGCUUACAUUUUGAAAAUAUCACGAAACCCCCCCCAAAAAUCUGAAAAUACUGGCCAAUC